UUUGGUGAUUUUUUUUAUGGAAUGGCUGUACUCUAUUAUAAUUCGUGGUUCAUUGAUGGGAAUGUGAAUCUUGUUUGCUUUCGAUAUGAUAAAUGUAUGUGUGGCAGUAGUUCGCGGGAUAUGGAUACGAGGUGUAAUCGUAUCGAAUUUUAACCUAAAUAUCGUGCUAUUAUUGUAAAAUGGAUUCGUCGUCGCGUAAUGAUCUAAUAAAGACCAUCGAACGUUACCAAAAUAGUAUACAGCUUGUUAAUCCUCCUGACAGAGACGCACAACGAGUACUGCAUUAUGUCCGCAAACUAUCCAAAUUGCCUAUAAAAUUAGAAGAAUUGGAGAAAACCGGCGUUGGAAAGACGAUCAAUGCUUUACGCAAAUGUCAAGGUACGGUCGGAGACGAAGCUAGUUUACUCGUGGGUAAAUGGAAAGCUAUAGCGAAGAAACAAGUCCACGAAGAAGAAUUGGCUUCGCGUAAACGGAGUGAUGCAGAUUCACAUUCAGAUAAUCAAUCGCCUGGUAGCGAAUAUAGUUCCAAUGUUGUUAAAUCCAGUAAAAAAAUUAAAUCAGAUGAUGAAAAACCAAUCAAAGAGUCGAAGCCUAAAUCUUCCAAGGAUAAAGUUCAAAAUGGUAAAGAUUCGAGCCACGAUAGGAAAAGGAAACAUUCGCACGAUAAAGAUAAACACGAAAGAAAGGAGAAAUACGUUAAAGUGGAACCCAGUAGCGAUUACGAAGAUGAAAAUGGGCUAGACGAACCUCGUGUUGAUAAAGAAAGCUCGCGUAAAUCAAUCAAAGUCGAAGACAAGCAUCGUGAUAACGAUAAGAAGAAAAAGAAAGAGAAGCCGGACGAGAACAAUGUGACGAAAAAAGAAAAAGAACAUGACAAGAAGCAUAAGUCGAGUAAACAUAAAGACGAUAAGAAUCAUCAUCGACAUCAUUCAUCGAAAAGCUCCCAUACUGAGAAGAAACACGAUUCCAAAUCAGACUCGGAAAAAUACCGCGAACGAAGCGAUAAGAAAAAAGAUUCGUCAAAAAGUUCGCACGAUAGUGAUAAAAAAUCUAGUAAAAGUUCGCGAAAAGAGAGUCAUAAAUCCAGUUCGAAGUAUUCGUCCAAGGAGCCCAGUGUAAGCUACGUUAAUAAUCACGAUUCCGAUAGCGACGAUUACAACGGUUCGCCUACGAAUCAUACCGACGAUGAUUUCGGUGCUGCGUUACUUGGUAUUCCGCUGGCUGUCUCACCUGCCAAGAAAAGAGAUACUCCUUCGAAAUAUUCCAGUAGUAUUCAAAGCUCUCCUGCUUCACCUCUGAAUAGUGGAAGUGAUUUCGAUGUUUUAUCAAAUAGCGUAAAACUAGAACCAUUAGAUGAUCUCGAUCUAGAGAAAUUAAAAGCUGAUACCUGUAUUACGAAAGAUGAUAUAAUACGUCAACGAAGCAACCUCAGGUUAAAGGAAAUAUCCGAAGAGGAAGCUCUAAAUUCGAUGACAACGACAAAGAAUCAGAGAACCAAAGUAUUUUCCGGCUGUAAAAGCAGAAUCAGCGUUAAAUUUCCAACUCUUUUCGAAUUGUGCGUUAGAAUACUACAGGAUAAUUUCGAUAGUCUCGAGUUCACUGGAGGUGUUCCAUUCGAUGUUUUAAAACCCAUUUUAGAAAAAGUUACUGCUGAACAGUUAGGUAGAUUUGAACAUUAUAAUCCUUAUUUAAUCGGCGAGACCGACGAACUAUGGGCGUACCACGUGAAAAAACAUUUUAGUCGUGCCAAAAGACUGGAGCUUGAAUCAUGGAGAGAUGUAUAUAUGAGAUGCGUCGAUGAACGUGAAGAAAAGUUACAAUCGUUAACAGAGAACAUUUCGCAGUCAAUGGCUAACUCAGCACCAGUUCGUAAGACGAAACUGGCAUAUUUAGAUACGCACGUUAAACCUCCUAGAAAUGUGGCUAGAAGUCAGGCUAAACACGGUACUGCUAAUUGUUCAGUCAAGAAAUCAUCACCAAAAAGUUCUCUAUCACCUUCAGCACCUGGUGGGCAGUCGGUGAAAGAACGAUUAGCUCAAGAGAGCUUGAAUGCUCCUCAGGCAGUUACUUUAGCGUCUCCGAGGAAUCAAUUGGUUAAAAAGAAGAAAGCCCCAUUGAUGCAAAAAUCACUCCAAUUAUUAAAGGGCUUGAAACGUUGAUUCAAUGUAUGGACGAGAUUAGCCAAUUUUUAAUUACGCGUAUUAUCUUUUAUUAUUCUAAGUGUCACCUCGAGAAGUGAAUUAUGUUGGUGUAUUGAUAUUUUCUACUCUGCUGGUAUCUCCCCCUCCCGUUUUCAUUCAUUCUUAUAUUAUUAUUCUUACUUUGUAAGAAUUUUAUAACUUAUUUUAGUGAUACACCCGAGAGGUUUUUUAAAAGAAAUAAUUUUGAACCGAUUAUUGUACUGUGAAUUCAAGACGAUAUUUUUUUCCUACGCCCGAUUACCAAAAUAGUUAUUUUUUUUCAUGUAAUUUAUUUGUUUUUUUUUUGUCGUGAAAACGUUGAUAGUUUUCAAUGUAUUGUUCGUUAACAUGAUCGUGAUUUUUGUUCAGUGAAUGUGCAUUUUAAUGUUUUUAUCAUAUACGGCGUCGAUAUCACCGAGAUUGUUUUUAUUCGUGUAUAAAGUUUGAUUUUAUUUGUAAAUUUGCAUGUUUAUAUUAUUCAUUCGAUUGAACGUACCCAAAUUUUGUUCCUUCUUAUCGCGAUAUUUUUUUUCUUCUUAAUCGUGAAACGAAAUUAUAACUUACACAAUGAGAUGUGAUGAGAUUUUGUAGCACGAGGAGAUACACGUUUUGCGUGCCAAUUCGUACGUGAAGAUGUACCACUUUGACGACACCUAAGUUGUUGAAAUGAUGAUGGUUAAUCAUGUAUCUUGUUGAUUUGACGUCAGAGUGGUAAUGUACGUCAUCAUGCAAGAUUGGGUAUUUUUAUACGAACGGCUGCUGAUUUGAUAAUGUUUUUAAAAGAUAUGUUCAUUCGUAGGCAGUUGUCUUGGUAAUAAGAUUAUAUAAGGUGUUCCAAAAAAUAAAGCUUUGGUCAUUUUUUAA
Planococcus citri (citrus mealybug) is the source of this 3044-nucleotide messenger RNA. RefSeq names its product transcription elongation factor B polypeptide 3-like. The coding region runs from base 180 to 2159 and encodes 659 amino acids. NCBI's taxonomy places the organism in Eukaryota, Metazoa, Arthropoda, Insecta, Hemiptera, Pseudococcidae. The transcript has 9 exons. Gene Ontology annotation, cellular component: elongin complex; nucleus. Gene Ontology annotation, biological process: transcription elongation by RNA polymerase II. The record is from RefSeq and is a predicted model, not a curated record.